Molecule: messenger RNA, 315 nt
Organism: Akanthomyces muscarius
Lineage: Eukaryota; Fungi; Ascomycota; Sordariomycetes; Hypocreales; Cordycipitaceae
Exons: 3
Coding region: 1-315 (104 amino acids)
Source: RefSeq, a predicted model, not a curated record
AUGUCUAACCAGGAUUACUACAACAACCAGGGCGGCCAGUAUCCCCAGGCCCCUCAGCAAAGCUAUGGUCAACACCAGGGAUACCAGCAGGGCUACCCGAACCAGCAGCCGCAGUACGGUGCUCCUCCAGGCCAGUACCAGCAGCCGCCCCCGAAUAUGCAGUACCAGCAGACUCCUCCCGAUGACAACCGUGGCAAGGGCAACCGUGGAGGCGGCCAGAACUGCCUGAUGGCCUGUCUUGCUGCUCUCUGCUGUUGCUGUGUUGUUGAGGAGUCUUGCGAGUGCUGUCUUGAGUGCUGCGAGUGUCUCUGCUAA